AUGCUGUCUAUAAGUAUUCUCAGCUGGUUAGUGCUGCUACUGAUCCUAGCUACUGUUACUAGGAGUGAGCACUAUCACAUUGUGCCAGUGGAUUCAACUAACUUUUGUCAUGACUAUCGAAAUGGAACUUGUUUCACUCUCGAGCAGCUUGUUCAAACAGACGUGUUAUCUGGUGGAGACAAUCUCACCUUAAGCUUUCUACCUGGAGAUCAUGUUUUAACUGAUCGUUUAUUGAUUCAUAACUUCUCACAUGUGCAAAUCACUGGCCAGAACACAAGUACAACAACUGUAGUUGAAUUUCAUAGCAAUGGUGAGAUACUUUUUGUUGAAUUAAAUAUUGAAAACGUUGGUUUUGUUAGAGCGAAUUUAGGACCUCAAAACAAUGAUCAAACUUUUAUCAUUGAUGGUGCCAAUGAUGUGCACAUCAAAGACCGCUACUUUUCAGACUUGGAAAACCAGCUCGUUAAAAUUGCUAAUACUCAAACUGCAACAAUUGAGAGCACUCUCUUUAUGAACAACACUGAGUUCAACUACAACAGUGCUGUGAGCGGAGGAGCAUUACAAGUGGUAUCUGGUACUGCAGUGAUCACUUGGUGUAACUUCACAAACAACAGUGCUGACUAUGGUGGAGCGAUUGAUGUAGUCUCAGGCAGUGUGUCCAUCUCCAACAGUGAGCUGUCAAAUAACAGUGCUGACUAUGGUGGAGCGAUCGAUGUUGACUCAGGUAGUUUGUCCGUCUCCAACAGUGAGCUGACAAAUAACAGUGCUGACUAUGAUGGUGGAGCGAUUAGUGUUUAUUCAGGCAGUAUGUCCAUCUACAACAGUGAGCUGACAAACAACAGUGCUGCCUACUAUGGUGGAGCGAUUGUUGUUGUCUCAUGUAAUGUGUCCAUCUCCAACAGUGAGCUGACAAACAACAGUGCUGACUAUGGUGGAGCGAUUGAUGUUGUCUCAGGCAGUGUGUCCAUCUCCAAAAGUGAGCUGACAAACAACAGUGCUGACUAUGGUGGAGCGAUUGGUGUUGUCUCAGGCAGUGUGUCUAUCUCCAACUGUGAGCUGAAAAACAACGGAGCUGACUAUGGUGGAGCAAUUCUUGUUGACUCAGAUAAUGUGACAGUGUCCAUCUUCAACAGUGAGCUGAAAAACAACAGAGCUGGCUAUGGUGGAGCGAUUUAUACCGGCUCAGAUGAUGUGUUCAUCUCCAACAGUGAGCUGACAAACAACAGUGCUGACAUUGGUGGAGCGAUUUAUGUUGACUCAGGUAAUGUGUCCAUCUCCAACAGUGAGCUGAGAAACAACAGAGCUGACUCUGGUGGAGCAAUUUAUGCCGGCUCAAGUAAUGUGUCCGUCUCCAACAGUGAGCUGACAAACAACAGAGCUAGAGAUAUAGAGGAGUGA
Molecule: messenger RNA, 1398 nt
Organism: Halichondria panicea
Lineage: Eukaryota; Metazoa; Porifera; Demospongiae; Suberitida; Halichondriidae
Product: metabotropic glutamate receptor-like protein R
Exons: 2
Coding region: 1-1398 (465 amino acids)
Source: RefSeq, a predicted model, not a curated record